Molecule: messenger RNA, 1004 nt
Organism: Osmia bicornis bicornis
Lineage: Eukaryota; Metazoa; Arthropoda; Insecta; Hymenoptera; Megachilidae
Product: bolA-like protein DDB_G0274169
Exons: 5
Coding region: 512-904 (130 amino acids)
Cellular component (GO): mitochondrion
Source: RefSeq, a predicted model, not a curated record
UAUUUAUUCUUAACUGUUUGUUUUCCCAUUAAUUUCCUUCUUUAAAAUCCACAGUAAUUAAUAAUAUCUUAUUAAAAUAAGUACUAACGUACAGACGAGUAAUGAAUGAUCCGCCAUAAUUUGAAAAGUAUUUUAGAAGAUUGGCGCGCAACUCUGCGCUUCUUCAAAUUUAAAUAUUCAUAAUGUAAUGAAAAUGUUUUCAAUUUUCAAAUUGAUAUUUAAGCGCAGAAAUUUAUAAGGAAAUGUCUAUUAGAUGUUAUAAAACAAGAAUUAAAAUUAUGUCGUAUUUUGUGACUUCCAAAUUGAAUAUAUGUAUAUAUGUAUAAAAAAUAUAAUAAAAUGAUAACCUAAACGAUACGUGGAUAGAAUUCUGUCAUUAAUCAACAAAAAGUAUUGCCUUGGAGUAAAGAAAUAUGCAAUGUUGUAAUUCUUGUCAUAUGAUCAAAUCUGCGUUUCAAUUAAACAUUCUUAUAAAUAAUUUAUUUAUUUGCAAAGUAAUAUAAUUGAAUAAAUGUAUAGAACUGUGAUAGCAGUAGGAAAAAGCUAUGCAAAAACAUUGGUAGACCUACAAAAAAUGAGUACUGUAGUGACUAACCCAAUAGAAAAUUCAAUAAGGAAAAAGUUGUUGGGUUCUUUAAAUCCAUCUUAUAUUGAAAUAAUAAAUGAAUCAUAUAUGCAUAAUGUUCCUGAAGGAUCUGAAACUCAUUUUAAAGUAAUUGUUGUAUCUGAUAAGUUCAGAGAUAAACCUCUUCUUAAGCGCCAUCAAAUGAUAAACAACUUAUUGCAAGUAGAACUGGAAAACGGCGUGCACGCAUUAUCAAUCGUAGCAAAAACACCUAGUCAAUGGGAAGACAAUAGUAAUGUAGCUCCAAGUCCAGCUUGUCGAGGUGGCUUUGGAAAAUAACGACGUAUAAUGAUUUCAUAUUAUGUAAUUAUGCUUUUCAAAAAUAGAAUUUAACUCUGUUCAAUCAUUAAAAGAAAUGAACAAACAUAAAACACUAUAA